Molecule: messenger RNA, 2325 nt
Organism: Penicillium pulvis
Lineage: Eukaryota; Fungi; Ascomycota; Eurotiomycetes; Eurotiales; Aspergillaceae
Exons: 3
Coding region: 1-2325 (774 amino acids)
Biological process (GO): regulation of DNA-templated transcription; DNA-templated transcription
Molecular function (GO): DNA-binding transcription factor activity, RNA polymerase II-specific; DNA binding; zinc ion binding
Source: RefSeq, a predicted model, not a curated record
AUGACAGCCAAGCUUUCUAUUCCGCGCCUGCGAAGCGCAAGAAAGGAGAAUGCCGGCGGCCGCACCAGCCGGGCUUGUGAAACCUGUCGAGAGCGCAAGCACAAGUGUGAUGGGGCCAGACCGACCUGCUCCCAAUGCCUUGGUCAAGGCCUUGGAAAUUGCUUCUACCCGGAAAGAACAAUCGUUCAACAGCAGAAGGCUAUCGUUUCGAUGCGAGGAGAAAUCCAGAAUUAUCGAGAACUGCUCCAAGAGAUUUCUCCGGAACUUAGAGGACCUACUGCUGAUCGAGUAGCUAGGGCACUCAAGAGACCAAACCAGGAGAAAACUACGAAUCGUGACUGUGAGAUAUCCAGCUCCUCAUCCUUAGCUUCUUCGGAGCAAAUUGAUGUCGCAAACGAAGAUUUCAAUCGAAAUCAGGACAGCAGAGCGACUGGAUUCAUGGGGAAUAAUUCUGAAAUUGCAUGGAUGCAGCGUCUGGACUUGCAAACCUCAAGGCACGAUAUAAAAACUAAACUCUGUUUGAAACCAGGUUUCCAGCCUCUAAUUGGAAAUACAAUGGCAUCAUUGAAUUACCACCUAGAUCAUCAAUCUAUAUCAAACAAGAGUGUGACGAACUCUUUUGCUUUGCCACAAAAGGUACUAGCGGAUAGCUUAUUCCAGCUUUAUAUGGAACACAUUCAGGAGUUCUUGCCAAUCAUACGAAAAGACCUUUUUGUGGCCCAGUACCGUCAAUGCUUCUCGAGAGAAGGGAAUUUUCCUGGUAGGAAAUGGUUGGCCGUCUUGAACAUGGUCUUGGCGAUCGCCUGCGCUUUCAGUCGACUUUCUGGUCGGGAAUUAUCACCAGAAGCCGAUGAGAACGUUUUCUCUGCGAGAGCUAGGUCUCUUAGUAUUUCGGAUAAUGUUAUCUACGACCAUGGAGAUUUGCAACAAGUACAGGCUGAGGCACUCAUGGCUUUCCUCUUUUUAAUUCAAUCGCAGAUAAACAGGUCGUGGAAGAUGAUCGGUAUCGCCACACGUUCGGGCAUCACUUUAGGGCUCAAUUUAGAGAAAAGGAUCAUUGGGCUUGACGUGAAAUCAGGAGAGGCGCGAAAGCAGCUGUGGUGGUCAAUUUUUCGCUUGGAAAGCCUUCUCUCAACCAUGACUGGGAGAGUAUCUUGCCUUGGAAAUGCCUCUAAGUCUGCAAGUCCUCCGUUUCUCAACCCAAAUUUGGAUUUUGCAGUUCCUGACAUGAAUCAACCUACCAACGAGCUCCAAUGGACAAUCAACUUGAGUGAGGAAACCGCAAAUUCUCAAAGUUCGUUUCUCAAAUCUUUGGAGCCCACCAAUCUCCUCUACUGUUUCUAUAUGGCGGAUCUAGCUUUGAUCACUCAUACUAUCACCAAUGAAGUAUAUGCUUUAGAGCCCUUUCGGAUAGGCUGGAGCCGCAUUGAAAGCCGUAUAGCUUUCUACCGCAAAAAGUUGGAUUUCUGGGCGUCGACCAUACACACCUCUUUCGGCUUCCAGAAUGGUCAAGUCAUCUCAAACCCGAGAGGAUCACCAUUGCAAUUUUCUCUUGCUUUGAAUUACUACAGCGCUCAUAUAUUGCUAAAUCGGCCGUGUCUGAAUGGCCCUGCCUUUGAAAAGAAACAUGACUCGCGUGAUUCUGGCUUACGAUUUGCCAAUAAGGUCGCAUUCAACUGUCUCCAGGCUUCUUUGGGAGCCAUUGCACAAUUGCCAGAUCAACCAGAUUUGCCUUGGUGCUACCAACUCCCACAAUGGUGGGAUAUCCUACACAUUCUCACACAGUCAAUUGCCAUUCUGCUUCUCGAUAUCUCAAUAGGUCCGGCAGCCAGCACCCAAGAAAUUCAGCACCCUGCGCAAUCGGUUGUUUGGGCUGGUGUGACAAAAGGUCUUUACUGGCUGCAUUGCUUGAGGAGAACUUCAGAGUCCGCUAGCCGAGGUUUCGAAUUUUUCAAUAGUUGCGUUCAGCGCUUGGACCCAGAUAAAACCCUUGAUUUUGAAUGCAUAUCUUUGGUGUUCGAUCCUUCUCGGACUCCUUGCGAUCCAAAAGCAUCAGGGCUUCAAGAUAUACUUGAAACAAACACAAUUACUCCUCCAGAAGAAUAUGGGCGUAUAGAUUAUACAGAACAUUCAGGGCGGUAUUUUUCUGCUACUGCGGAUGAAGAUGCCGUGCCAUUCCAAGACUUGUCGGGAGUACAGCGCCCAUCGGCCCCAAGCGCUUUGGCGGUGCUUGAUACUGGUGAAAAAGUUCUCGACCUUGUCUCAAACCCUGACAUUCCUCUUGAAGAUGUUAUACUGUCCCUGGUGGAUGGGUUUUAUUCUUAA